Molecule: messenger RNA, 7317 nt
Organism: Rotaria sordida
Lineage: Eukaryota; Metazoa; Rotifera; Eurotatoria; Philodinida; Philodinidae
Source: the annotation of a GenBank genome assembly
AUGAUCUUUUCUUUAGUACUUUUCUGCUGUACUGUUAUACAAGUAAAUACUAUUUUGGAAAAUGUGUUUUGUACAUUAUCAUCAUCAGAUGAAUUAAUGAUUCAAAAUAUUCCAACAACAUUUGAGUUAAAUAUACCUUAUACAAUUAUUCUUUCUUCGAAUAAUACAUUUUUAUUAUCCUAUGUAACACUCGAUAUUGAAUAUAUUGAUACAAUUUCGAAUAUCAGCAAUGAUUCUUUUUGUCUUUCAACAAAUGAAUCAUCUUUAUCAUAUAUUUACAAGACAAGAUUCAUAUUAAAAUUUGAAAAAAAUUCAACAAAAACCAAUUGUAUUCGAUUAAAAUUACGUAGCUAUAUAAAUUCAACAGAAAUGAUGAUAACUAACCUCUGUAGAAAUAGUAGUAUAGAUAAAAUAUUUGAUAAUGAUGAUAAAUAUGAUGUACAAUCUUAUAUGAGAACAAUUAAUACUACUGAAAUAGCACUUCUAGAUAAUUUCAACUGGUUAAUUUUUGGACCACAUGUACGAGAAAUCUGGUAUACACAUGAAGGUAUGCGAUUAAGUCGUGAAUGUGAUGCUGCAGAAGAUGGUCGUGUUGCUAUAUUUAAUAAUCCAAGAGGCAAACGAAGACUAAUUUCUCGUCCGAUUGAUAUAUCAAAUGUAUCAUUACUUUAUAUGCGUCUUGGUAGUGGCACAUGUCCACCACCUGCACCUACCGAUCCACCAUUUCAAUUAUUAAUAACAACAGAUUGUUUUAAUUAUUCAAAUUGGCUUGUUGUUUAUUCACAACAAAUUUUACCUGGUAUCGAACAUGUUACUGUUCCAUUAUCAUUAAAUAAUCUAACAAAUUCUUCGACUGUAUGUUUAAAAAUUGAACAAGAUGGUGAUAAAUUUAUUGGUAGUGGUUCUUGGUUUAUAGAUGAUUUAUUAAUUAUUCGAUCUCGUUUACAAAAUGAAUAUUUUUUUGAAAUAUUUAAAACAAUGCGAUCAACGAAUUGGUAUCGUUUAGUUGGUGGUCAUUUAAAAACAUGCGAUGGACGAAUGAGUAUGGUUUUUGAAUCACAUGUUGAUACUCGAACUGAAAUAGGUGCUACAACAAUUGAUUUUUCUCUAUCAGGAUUGAUUGAUUAUGAUCGAGAUGCUCUUUUUUAUCUUUCAAAAAAUAUUUCAAUCGAUUGGACAAAAUGGAAUGCAACAGGUUUUUCAGAUUUAAAUAAAACAUGUACUAAUGAAGAUAUUAUUACAUUUAAUGAAGAAAAUUAUCGACAAUUAUGUUCACCAAUUAUUCAACUUAGUCGAAUUGAUAAUGUUCGUUUUACACUUUCAACAGAACCAUGUAUGAAACGAAAUAAAUAUAUUUCAACAUCGUCUGCAGUUAUAUUUCUUUCGAUUUUUUAUCAUGGUACAACUGUUGCUUAUUCAAGAACAAUACGUCGACUAUCAUUACGUGAAAUACCGCAAACUUAUAAAACUUAUCAUGUUCGAUUUGAUGAAUUACGUCAUAGUACAACAUCAUUUGGUCGUAUUUGUUUAUCACAAUAUCCUCAAUCAUCAGGAAAAAAUAUUGAUGUAUGGAGUGUAAAAGAUUUUGUUGCUUUACCUUUAUUACAAUCGAAUAUUACACAUUAUAUUCAAUUGGAAAAAAUUGAAAAUGAAAAUUGUCUUAUUGAAUGGAGACAAAUGACACAUGGUGGGAAUAAUCAAGAUGUUUGGGCUAUUGAUGAUAUUACAAUUCGUGAUGUAAUAUCAAAAAAAUCAAUUAAAAAAAGUCUACAUAUUAAAAAUUUUCAAACAAAAUUAACAUAUAUUCGACCAGGAUAUAUUCUUAGUUUUCAAUUAGAACUUAUACAACGAAAAGAAUCAAAAAUAUCAUUUGAUUUUGAUGACAUUAAUCUACAAAUAAAUUCAAGUCAAAUUGAUCUUUCUAAUUAUAUGGAAAUUGUUUCUUAUCAUUCAGAUAAUUCAACAUUAACAUUAAUUAUUACACUUCCACAAUCAAUAUGGUAUAAAAAUGUUAUAUUAAAUUUAACAAUUAUAGCAACAAAAAAAUUUACUUUAAAUUUAAUUCAUUUUGGUGUACAAUGUGAAAAUAAUUGUUGGUUUAAUGGAACUUGUUUAGAAGGAAUGUGUUUAUAUGAACAACAAAAAUUCUUCAAUCAAUUAACAAAUUUAUCAUUAAAUGAAAAUGGUUUAAUGAAAUAUAAAAUAAAUAUAGUUAAUAAUGAACUACUUUUGCCAUUUAUUGAUUCAACUGAUCUAUCCGCUAUACAUUUUCAAACAGUAGCACUUACAAUAAUUAAAAAUAAUCUUUUGCUUGAAUGUUCACCAAAUGGAGGUGUUAAAUGGUUUGAACUUGGAAUAUGUACAGAAGAAAAAGAUAAUUUAUUAAAAGAUCAUUAUGUAUCAUUGUCUACUUCUUGUCAAGCAAAGCAUACAUUAUUUCGAUGGAAAAAUUCAUCUAUUCACUUAUUAAAUGUCGCAUUUGUCAAAUCACAUAUUCAAUAUUAUUUUAUGGAUGAAUUUAAAAAAAUUGAUUCAUCGAAAUGGCUUUAUCCAACGUACUCAAUUAAUUCAUCAGGAUUAUAUACAAAUAAAAUUAAUAAUAUUUUUCAAUUAAUUUCAACAGCGAUCACUCUCAAACAACAUAAUUAUGUUAUUAUGAUCGAUACUAAUUCCAAUAUGAACAAUACACGUUUACAAGUUGAUUAUUCACUUGAUAAUAUUACUUGGCAUGAAUUAAUUGAUACAAAGAAUUUUGAACGACAAAUGAAUCGUUUUGGAGGACAGAUUCCAACGACAAUUCUUCGGCGUUCAAUUCUAAUACGAAUUCAAAGUGAUCGUUCAUUUACUUUAAAUCAUAUUUAUAUUGGUCCAUCAUGUCCAGCUAAUUGCUAUGGAUAUGGGAAAUGUCUUUGGAAAAAUGAACAAGCUAUAUGUCAAUGUGAUAAUAAUCAAACAUCAGAAAUAAAUUGUUUACAAAAUAGUUUACUUUUAUCAAGUUUAUAUGAAACAUUUGAAAACAAAUUAAAUUCAUCUAUAUGGUCAAUAUCAUCUCAUGUUCAACUAACACAUCGAUGUUAUAAUCGACAAAGUAAAACAACACCAUAUUUAUGUUUUUUACCUAAUAAUUAUACUCAAAAAAAUUAUGCUAUAAUUGGUCCAUUUAAAACAAUUAAAUAUGUUAUAUUUAAAUUUGGUUUACAAUAUAUUAAUAUAACAAAUUGUUCAAAUCAAAUAUUAUUUCAAUAUUCAUAUGAUAAUGGUAUACAAUGGUAUACAAAGAAAAUUUUAGAUGAAACAAAUAAUAUUUUUGAACGAUUUGAUGAUUUAUCAAUAAAUAUGAAUAUUUAUUUAAGAUGGAUUGAAGAAAAUGAUUAUUCAUGUUUAAUGUGGAAUCUACGUUCAAUUAGUAUUCGAACAAAAAAUGAUGAGAAUCUAUGGUUUGAAAAUAAUUUACAUAUAGAACAAAAUAACGAAAUUAAUUAUGAAGUUCAAACAUGGGAAUUUCCAUUAAUUCAAUCAAGUUCAAUAAUUCAAUUUGAUUUACAAAUGUUUCCAAUAAAAAAAACAAAUAAUACAAAUUGGUAUUUAAUACUUGAAAUAAGUUCAAAUAUUAUUUAUGGAUGGUCAAAUUGGAUAUCAUUAAUACCUUCAUGUAAUCAAACAAAUUUGUAUUGUGAAGAUAAAAUUUCUUUAACUGGAACUUUAUUUCUUGCACAAUUAUAUCAACAACAACGAAAUAUUACAAUUCCUAUACCAGAUAAUUAUGUUAAUCAAGAAGUUCGUUUUCGAUGGACAACAAAUCAAUCAAAUGCAUAUUUUAUGAUUAAUAAAGUUUAUGUUGGUGCAAAUUGUCCUUGGUUUUGUUCUGGUCAUGGUCUAUGUCAAUCAAAUGGAUGUCAAUGUAAUCAUGGUUAUGUUCUACCAUUUUGUUCACCUGAUCCUUUGAUAGUUUUACAAGGUGAAAUAUUACCAAUGCAACUUAAUGCAAAUUUAUCUAAUUGGUCAGAAGUAUGGGGAUAUGAAAAAUGUUCAAUAAAUGAUGAACGAUACGUUUUUUCGAAUGCAGGUACUCGUGGUUUAAUCAGUUCAGAAUUUUCUCUAGUCGGUAUAAAAUCUAUUCGUAUUGAAUUGAAUACAUGUUUUAAUCGAACUCAAAUAUUUAUUGAUCCAAUACAUGUUCAAAUUUCAUUAAAUAAUGGCAUUUUAUGGAAAAAUUUAAUGACUAUAAUAUAUCGUCAAGAAUUUCCGUAUAAACCUUGGCUUAUAGAAUUACCAAAGGAUGAAGCAAUGAAACUUUCUUUAGUUCGUAUUCGAUUAUUUCAACGAGUAACAACAAAAUGGACAUCAAAUUGGAUACUUAAUAAAUUUGAAAUGAUACCACAAAAAUUACCUAAUCAAUGGAUUAAUAAUGGUUCUUCAGUAAAAAAUAUUUGCAAUUAUAAAAAUUAUAUAUUUCCUCUUGAAAUCUAUUCAACAAUUGACAUUGAAUUAAAUGAAACAACAUUUUUAACAUUUCAAUUAGAUUCUAGUCGUUGUAUGGUUAGCUCGUCCGUAACACCAAAUCGUUCACAAUUUGAUCUAGAAUUUUCUAUUGAUUAUGGUCAAACUUGGUCAUCUAUUGAUCGACCAUCAACGAUUGCUUCUCGUAGUAAUGAUAUAAUCAUAACUCAACCACUUCAUGCAAUUAAAAAGACGUUUUUUUUACCAUUAUAUGCUUACCAAUCAUUAUCUAAAUUUAUUCGUAUACGUUGGUUAGCUGCAAAUUCAACAAUUGCAACACAUUGGCAAAUAACAAAUAUUACUAUUCGAUCUGAAUGUGAAGUUUUAUGUGAAUUACAUUUGUGUAAUGGAAAAUGUCGUUGUUCAGAAAAAACUAAUUGUUUAUUAUCAUCAAUAAAAACAACAUUUUUUGAAAGAUUUAAUAAUAGUUUAUCAGAUCUUAUUGUUUUACCAUUAUUAAAUCUUAUUUCAACGAGAUUUAUUGAAUUUAAUAUUCAUAUGAAUUGUCAACAAAAUAUUCAAAUAAUAUCAUUAGAAUAUUCUCGUAAUAUGGGUUUAAGUUGGCAAUUAUUUAAAUAUAUUAUUUUAAAUAUAAAUCAAUCUUAUAUUAUACAUGAAGAUUUAUUAGAUGAAAUGAGAUAUGAUUAUGUUCUUAUUCGAUUUGUUUUUCUAUCGAAUACUUCAAAAUGUUUAAAAUUAGAACAUAUUAUUGUUAGUGGUUCGAUUAUUUAUCAAGAAGUAAUCUAUGGAAAAUUUGAUCAAUUACAAAAUAUUGAUUCAAAGUUAUUUAUUUCAUUUGGUAAUGGAAUAUUUAAUGGAACAUAUUUAAUAUUUCCAACGACAAAUAAAUCAAAUUUAACAAUCAAUGAAAUUAUUACUGAUGAUUUAGAUAUUUUCGAAAAUUUAUUUUAUAUUCAAUUAGCUAUUAUUCCUCUUUCAUUUAAUCAUUGUAUAAAUAUUCGAUUUUCGUUUUCAUCUGAUUAUGGAUAUACUUGGCAAUCAAUUGAUUUUAAUGAUGUAUUAUUUUUUGAUGAGAAUCACCUUCGACAAGUGAAAAUUUUUACUUGGAAAUUAACAUCAAUGAUGAUCGGAUCAAAUCAAGUUCGUUUUCGUAUUGGUUUCGAUGAUGAGCAAAUAUCAUCUACUGAAGAACAAUUUAUCAUAGGCAUAUCAGACUUCUAUAUAGGUUCGAAUUGUAUCAAUGCUUGUAAUGGUCAUGGAAUGUGCCUUGGUAAUGGACGAUGCAGAUGUAAUCCAAAUUGGACAAAUAAUGAUUGUAGUCGAUCAUUAAUUCAUUUUCCAAAUGAAUUGAAUAUUCUUAAACAUAUUUAUUAUACAAGUUAUGGUACUACAUAUAAUUCAAAAUGUAAUAUAAUUUUUAAUAACACAUGUAAACGAGAAUUUGAAACAAAUUAUAUAGAUAUAAAUCAUGAACAUACAUAUGUUCAUAUUGAACUUGAUGAUCAAUGUAUAUCAAAAAUAUCUAGUCGAAAAAAUGGUGAAGGUUGGAUACGUCUUCAAUAUCGUCAAAUAAAUUCACAUCAAUGGAUUACACUACAUAUAUUCAAAGAUCAUCAAUUAAAUAUUAUAAAAUUAUUACCUCCACAUAUUCUUCAACUUCGACUUAUUCAAGAUUCUCCAAUUAUUGGUCGAUCUUCAUGGUCAAUAGAACAAUUUCAUAUAUUUCAUAUUCAUUCUCAUUUACAAUGGUUUUUAUUAGACGAUAAAAAUUCUACAAAAUGGAAUUUAACAUUUCUUAAUAUAAUAAAUUCCACUAAUGAAAUUAUUUAUGAAACUAAAGAUAUUUAUUUUAAUUCAGAUUAUAUUCUUCAAAUUGAAUUUAAUUGUAUUAAUUUUAUAAAAAAUAUUCUUGAAUAUUCAAUUAAUUUUGGUUUAACAUGGUUGAAAAUUUCUAAUAAUGAUGAAUUAGAAAUUAUACCAAUUAAAUUUAAUUAUGAAAAUAUUACAUAUUAUCGUUUAACUAUUUCAUUUAAUUUAUUUUCAUUACAAAAUAAUUCUAUUCGAUUUCGAUUGAAAUUUUCAUCAAAUUGUACAACAAAUUAUCUUCAAUAUAUUUACGUAGGACAUAAAUGUUUAAUGAAUUGUUAUGGUAAUACACGUUGUCUUAAUGGAGAAUGUCAAAUGAUGAAUGUAAUCACUCCUCUACACGUUGUUUAUUUAUUUAAUUCUAUAUAUAAAACAAAUAACACUAUUAAUACAUCAUAUAAAAAUAAACUAAUGAAAUCAGUUUUUGAACAUUUAUCAAAUGAAAUUAUUUUUGAAAUGUUUAAUUAUCUCGAUCUUUAUCAUGUUUAUUAUGGGUUUUUUCUCUUAAUAAAUGCAAAAUCAAAAUCAAAAUUCAAACAUUAUUAUAAAAAUAUUAUUAAUCCAAAUAAAAAUCGAAUAAAUAUUCUUCGUUUAUCAAAUCAAUUUACUGUUGAUAUUGUUUUUUCAUCACCAUAUAUAAUUUCAAAAUUUAUUCAACUUGAAAAACUAAUUCUUGAAAAAUUAAUGUUUUUAAUUAAUUUACAUUCAUUAACUCAUAAUACAGCUGAAUAUGUAGAUAGUGCGAUUGAUAUUUUUUCAAAAUUAUUUCUUCUAUCAAAAAUAAAAUAUUGUUAUGUAAAGUAUCAAAUCAAAAGUGAUUAUAAUCCAUUAUCUAAUUAUUUAAAUAUUAGUCCAAUUGAACAUCUAAUCAUUAAUGCACGAUUUCCAUAUAAAGAAUUAUACAAAUUAAUGUAUUGUAUACCAAAAAUUCGUUAUCUAUCAAUUAAUUAUAUUAUUCGUUCUUCUCCAGAUAAGGGUGCGGUGUGGUAG